Molecule: messenger RNA, 774 nt
Organism: Linum tenue
Lineage: Eukaryota; Viridiplantae; Streptophyta; Magnoliopsida; Malpighiales; Linaceae
Source: the annotation of a GenBank genome assembly
AUGGAUCCAAGCCCAUCAACACUCCCAAACGCUUCCUCUUCCUCCCAUUCCUCCUCCCCAUCCCCUUCCCCCACCAAAUUCCCCUCCAAUUGCCCGCCGCCGCCGCUCCACCACCAAAUCCCCAAUUGGCUCUCCCCCUCCGCCGCCGUCGCCGUCGCCCCCAAUUUCAACCUCGACGACUCCCCGCGGCAGGAGGCGGCGAUAGAGAAAGAAGGGAUGUUCGAGAAGCCUCUGACACCGUCGGACGUGGGGAAGCUGAACAGGCUGGGUAUACCCAAGCAGCACGCCGAGCGCUACUUCCCCCUGCAGGGCGCCGACGCGGUGGAGAAAGGGAUCCUGCUGGGCUUCGAGGACGAGGCGGGGAAAUGCUGGCGGUUCCGCUACUCCUACUGGAACAGCAGCCAGAGCUACGUCCUCACCAAAGGCUGGAGUCGAUACGUUAAGGAGAAGCAGCUGGACGCCGGCGACGUCGUUUUGUUCGAGCGCCACCGCGGGGACCAAGACCAGUUGUGUAUCGGCUGGAGGAGGCGAGGCAGCGGCGGCGCCAGUAACAACAACAAUGUUAAUAACAAUAACUCUGAUCAUCAUCAUCAGCAGCAACAACAACAACAUUACUACAAUCAGGCGGUUGGCGAUGGAGGAGUGGGAUGGGGGAGAGGAUCAGUGGUUGGGGAUUUGGUGGUGGAGCGGCGGCGGGCAAUUGGAGGGGAAUUUGGUGGGGGAAGGGGAUGGGGAGGAGGAAUUGGAGGAAGAGGAAGCGUUUGGGAGUGUUGA